AUGUUAAAUGAAUAUAGAGAUUAUAUUGGAUAUACUUGGAUUGCAGAUAAAGAGUCUGUAGUUUUUUCAUCAGAAGAAUUUAUUUAUAAUCAACCAUCAGAUAGAAGAGACUUCUUGAAAGCAUUGUUUGAGUCUCAACAUUUUUCAUUCUUCCUUCAAAAUUUCCCAAAAAGACAUGACCAUAUAUUUGAAGAUUGGCAAAUAAAUAAUAUUUAUUUAAUUAAUACUAAUGAACUUAUUCAAAUGUAUUCAAAAGAAUAUCAUCCUAUUACUUCAAUUAUUCAAACAUCAACAGAAAAAAGUCUUGAAGUAUCUCCAAUUAAUACAUUGGUAUUGGAUUGUGGGAAACUUAAAUCAUUAAGAGUAAGAAACACUGUAGUUAAUUCACAAUUAGAACCAAAAAUGUAUCAUAAUCAUUUAGAAGGAUUAAAAAAACAAAGAGUAAAAGAAGUAUUUAAUAAUGAUAUAAUACAAUUUAGUGAUAUUCAAAUUGGAAUAUUGGUGAUGAUGAAUGAAGGAACAACAAAAAGUCUUGAUACAGAUUUAUUAUUUAAUUUUUUAUCACAAGUUGAAGGAAGAAAAAUAUUUACACAACGAUUAAUGAGUAAAUAUACAUCAUUUUGUAUUAAUAAAAUGGAAGGUAGAGUAAAUAAUAUAGUCUAUGCAGUAAUUGGUGAUAUUCUUCAACAAGAAGCAACAUACGCAUAUUCACAAAAAGAUUAUAUGACACCACAACAUAUUAUUGAGUCAUCGAAAUUAUAUUUUAAGAUUGAAGGGAAAAAAAGAAUUACUUUACUUCCAUUACUAAGUGAAUUAGAUAUUUGGAACCAAAUGGAUGUAUGGAAUAAUAUGUUUACAAAACUUUGUUGCAUCGACAAAGAACUCAUUUAUAAAGAGGAGUAUGGGUUAGACCUUCCGUCAAGAUGGGAUUUAUUUAAUAAACAACAACAAGAUAUAUUUAGAGAUGAAGAGACGCAAAGAAUCAAAAUUAGUAUGAAAUCAUUAUUAGAAACUAUGCACACUGUUCGGGUAAGUGAUAGAACUAUCAAAAAAUUUGUUGGAUAUUCGUUAAGUCAACUUCGAUUCGAUGAAAAAAUAAGAAAAGAAAUAGAAGAAAUUGCAUUCUCAAGUUGUAACAUUAUAACAGAGAGUGUUAAAAGCAAUAAAGAAAGAGCUUUAUCUAAAAUGAGAGAAAUGUAUAAUGCUGUUUAUCUUACUGAUGAAUAA
Messenger RNA from Entamoeba dispar SAW760, 1227 nucleotides. RefSeq lists its product as uncharacterized. Bases 1 to 1227 code for a protein of 408 amino acids. Gene Ontology annotation, cellular component: cytoplasmic vesicle. The record is from RefSeq and is a predicted model, not a curated record. Gene Ontology annotation, biological process: regulation of Rab protein signal transduction. NCBI's taxonomy places the organism in Eukaryota, Evosea, Mastigamoebida, Endamoebidae. The transcript has a single exon.